CGCCUGCGCAGCGGCAGGGCGGCGCGGCGUCAGUACGCGCGCGCCCUCGCCAUGGCUCGGUGGGUGCCGGCCUUCGUGGCCUUCCUGCUCGCUACCGCCGCAACCGUCUCCGCGCGCAAGUCAACGCCCAAGAGUCAGCAGGACCACGAGCCUCGCAUCGAGGAGGUCACCGCCAAACAGCUCGAACGACUCCUCGACGAGAAGGACUUCGUGGCGGUCUACUGGUACGCAAGAAGUUGUGUCACGUGCGACAAGGUUUUGGACGAGCUAGAAAAAAUAGACGAUGACACCGACACAUUUGGCGUCGACUUCGUGAAGAUCAAUGAUAAGAGGCUCGCGAAACAGCAUGGUAUCACGAAAUUCCCCGCCCUCACGUACUUCCGUGAGAAGGAACCGAUCAUUUACGAAGGUAAAACAAUGGCUUAACUGCACUGCUUCGAGUCCUUUACGAGGCAUGACAUAGACACGAUUAUAAUAAACAAUACGCAAGUUUUAUAAUGUUUUGCAAAUUUUACAGAUAAGCCGGAAUGCAAGAAGUGCGCGAAGGCACUCCAAGAGCUUGAAAACAUUGAUGAUGAAGCUGACCAGCUUGGUAUAGGCUUCGUGAAGAUCCACGACGAGGAACUAGCCGAAGAGUACAGCCUUGGCGAGUUGCCAAGACUUGUGUACUACAGGCAUCAGAUACCUAUUAUCUAUGAAAGUGAACUCAGUAGAGAAGAAGACGUACUGGAAUGGCUCAUUGCUAAUAAAUCGACUGGGGACGAAGAAGAUGUUAUCGAAGAUGUCACAUCCAAAACGCUAAACACGCUUAUAGGAAAUGUGGACAAUCUUGUUGUGCUUUUCUAUGACCAUGGUGAUGAAGAAUCAAUGACAGUUUUAGAAGAAUUAGAGAAAAUAGAUGAUGAUUGCGAUCGCCAUGGUAUUCAGUUUGUAAAAAUCGACGAUAAGAAAGCAGCAAGAGAAUUUGGUAUCGAUGACGUCCCUUCAAUCGUCUACUUCGAGAAACAAAUCCCCAAUGUUUACGAUGGUGACCUUGAGAAUGAAGAGGAGAUGUUGGAAUGGCUAGUAAGUCAAUUGGAAAAAGAUGAAAUUGAAGACGUCACGGAUGAAAUGUUGGACCGUCUCAUCAAAGAUGGAAAAACUGUUGCUGUUUUAUUCUAUGACAACAAUGACCGCAAGUCACAAAAAGUAUUAAAUGAGCUAGAAAACAUUGACGAUGAAUGUGAUACUCUGGGCAUUGCGUUUGUCAAAAUCGAUAAUGAUGAAGAGGCUAAGGAAUACGGAAUUGAAAAAGUCCCAACUUUACUAUACUUUGAAAAGGGAAUUCCAACAUAUUAUGAAGGCAAUUUGGAAGAAGAGGAAAAGGUCUUGGCUUGGUUGAAACAUCAAACUGAAAGUGAUGAAAUUGAAGACAUCACUGAUGAAAUGCUCGAUUUAAUUAUUGAAAAAAUGCCAUAUGUAGCCGUAUUGUUUUAUGACAAGGAUCAAAAGAAAAGUCAAAAGAUUCUAGCAGAAUUAGAAAACAUCGAUGAUGAAUGUGAUCAAAAUGAUAUUGCCUUUGUAAAGAUUGAUGAUGAUAACGAGGCUAAAGAAUAUGGUAUCGAAACCGUACCUACAAUGGUAUUCUUCGAAAAGGGUAUUCCACACGUAUACGAGGGUGACUUGAUGAAAGAAGACGAGCUUUUGGGAUGGUUGAUUCAUCAAAAACGUCACAGUGAAAUACCUGAAGUUACCGAUGAAAUGAUGGACAAACUUAUCGAUAGUACCAAGUACUUGGCCGUUAUAUUUUAUGAUAAAGAUGACAAGCAAGAUAUUAGAAUUUUAAAUGAACUGGAAAAUAUUGACGACGAGUUAGAAAAAGAGGGAAUUGUUAUUGUGAGAAUGGACAACGAUCAAGAAGCUAAGGAAUUUGGAAUUGAUCACCUGCCAACAUUAGUUUACUUCGAAGAGAACAUUCCUGCUAUUUAUGAAGGAGAUCUCAUGAAUGAAGAUGAAGUACUGGCGUGGUUGAUAGAACAAAAAAAUAGUGCAACUAUUGAAGAAGUUACCGAUGAAAUUUUAACAGACCUUAUUGAAGAGCACGAAUAUGUCGUCGUAUAUUUCAGUGGUAAUUGCGAAGAAGGUGAGGAAUGUGAUAAUAUCUUGGAAGAAUUAGAAAACAUUGACGAUGAAUUGGAUGAAACUGGGAUUAUAUUUGUCACAACUGAAGAUGUGUCGCUUGCCAAGAAAUAUGGAAUAAAAACAUUCCCUGCACUGGUUUUCUUCAGAAACAAGGAACCUCUUAUUUAUAAGGGUGACAUUGAGGAUGAGGAUGAAGUUCUAGCAUGGCUCACUGAUGAAGAUACUCUUGAAAUACCCGGAAAAAUUGAAGAAGUGAACUCUAGAAUGUUAGAAAAAAUUUUGGAAGAAAACGACCACGUUGUAGUCUUCUUUUACAAGGAAGGUGAUAAGAAAUCCCAGAAAAUCCUCAGUGAGUUGGAGAAUAUUGACGAUGAGUGUGAAGAAGAAAACAUUGACUUUAUCAAAACAUCCGAUGACGGCGUUGAAAAAGAAUAUGACUUACCAGGAUUACCGGCAUUGGCCUUCUACCGGCAUAAGUUUAGAACCAUAUAUGAAGGCGACUUAAUGCAUGAAGAAGCUAUUCUUAAAUGGGUUUUAGAUCUUCAACACUCACAGCCAGAAGUUAUAGAAAAUGUGGACAGGAAAACGUUAAAAGAUUUAAUCAAUGACGUAGAGCAUCUAGCAGUAUUUUUCUAUAAUGAUGAUUGUGAUACAUGUGACGAAAUUUUGGAAGAAUUAGAAACAAUUGAUGAUGAUACAGACAAACACGGUAUCCAAUUUGUAAAAUCAAAGGAUUCUAAGCUCGCAUCGGAUAUUGGUAUAUUUAGUUUCCCAGCAUUAGUAUACUAUGAAACUGGGGUUCCUAUUAUGUAUGAUGGAAAUCUAUUUGACGAGAACGAAGUGCUUGAUUGGAUGGUAAAACAGAAAGAAGAUGAGAGCAUUGAAGAAAUUGACAGAGACACACUAUUUAAAUAUAUUGAGACUAAGGAGUUUCUCGCAGUUGUAUUUUAUAAGGAAGAAGAUCCCGGCAGUCCAAGAAUACUUCGACACGUAGAACUUAUAGACGACGAAGCAGCGGAAUAUGGUAUAAAAAUUACGAAGUGUAGCGAUCGCCUAAUGGCUAAGAAGUACGGUUUCAGAAAUCCUCCUGGCAUUACUUACUUUAGAAAAACCAAGUAUAUUAACUACGAUGGUGAUAUAGACGAUGAAGAAGAAAUCUUAGACUGGUUAACAAAUCCGGAAAAUAUGGAAUUAACGGAUCACAUCGAGAAAGUUAACAGUAAAAUGUUUCAAAAAAUUCGACAAACAUCUGACUAUGUUGCCGUCUUCUUUUACAGUAAUGACUGCAAACAAUGUCCCAGAGUGCUGGCUGAAAUCGAGCAUAUAGAUGACGAUGCGGACGGCGCUGGAAUCAAUUUUGUGAAGAUAGAUGAUAGACAAAUGGCCAAAGAAUAUGGCGUUUUUGCCUUACCUGCAGUGCUUUUCUUUAAAAUGGGAUCUAAAGACCCUGUGAUAUAUGCUGGUGAUCUAUAUGAUGAACAACAAUUACUAAGCUGGCUUUUGGUUCAAAAAAAUCCAGCUGGUGACGUUAUCGAAGCCCUCGAGGGACAAGAACUUUUAGAUCUUAUUGAGGAAUCAAAUUCGAUAGCUGUAUACUUUUAUUCUUUGGAUUGUGAGCAAUGUGCUGGUAUUUUAGAAGAGUUAGAAAAUAUUGAUGACGAUUGUGAUAGACAUGGAAUCAAAUUUGUUAAAACUCAAGACUAUGCCAUUGCCGAAUCAUAUGGCGCAACCGAUUUUCCGGUUUUGGUUUAUUUUGAGAAAAAUAUUCCAAAUGUGUAUGAAGGUUCUUUAGCGGAAGAAGAAGAAGUUCUCCAGUGGUUGAUAACUCAGAAAACUGAGGACCGGAUAGAACUUAUAACUAGAGUAAUGCUAGAAAAAAUGGUUGAUGAGACGCAAUAUCUAGCUGUGUACUUCUAUAAACUUAAUUGCCAUAUUUGUGAUCACAUUCUUGAAGAGCUGGAGAAAAUUGACGACGAGUGUGACGUUUACGGGAUCCACAUGGUAAAAAUUCAGGAUCCUCAGCUUGCUAAAAGAUACUCUAUUAAAACUUUCCCAGCUAUGGUUUAUUUCAGGAACGGAAAUCCUCUCCUAUUUGAAGGUGAUUUACAAAAUGAAGAAUCGAUCCUAGAGUGGCUUGUUGAUGAUGAUAACCGUGAGUUAGCUGAUGAAAUAGAAUCAGUUAACGAUAGAAUGCUGGAGAGGUUAUUAUACGAGUCGCAUUUACUAGCUGUAUUUUUCUAUGACGAUGAAGAUUGCCCUGAAUGCCAAGAAAUUCUGGAGGAGUUAGAACAGAUAGAUGGAGAAGUAGAUCAAUUUGGUAUCGACUUUGUAAAAAUUGCGAGCGCUGAGGCAGCUGCACAAUACAAUAUAGUUAACAUACCAUCAUUGGUAUAUUUCCGCAAACGAACCCCUAUGUUUUAUGAUGGAGACCUUCAUCAAGUGGAUAGAGUACUUCAGUGGCUAACGUCUCAAGAAGUCUUUGAAAUUAAAAACGAAAUUGAAGAAGUUAAUCGCAAAAUGCUUGACAAGCUCCUAGAUGAAAACGAAUUUUUGGCAGUUUAUUUCUAUGAGAAUUCAGCUGAAAGUCGCAUCGUUUUGGAUAAACUGGAAAACAUAGACAGUGAGACUGACAACCUUGACAUAACAUUUGUUAAAAUGCACGACCCCCGCUACGCCCGUAAAUGGGGCGUCACGAAACUGCCAGCUAUUGUUUAUUUCAGGAAACGAUUUCCAAGUAUAUACAGAGGUGACGUCAUGGCAGAAGACGAAGUACUGGAAUGGCUCCGAAAAAAUAGAUUUAGGCAACCAGAACUGAACAUAUUCAUGUACGCGUUGAUAGCUUUGUCAAUAGCGUUCGUUAUGUACACGGCGUUCUUACUUCAGUGUUUCAAACCCUCCCCAAGCACAACUACACAACAUCCCAAACAAGCGUGAACGUGACUCUUUACAGACAUUUAAAAAACGCCAUUUUAUGGUUUGUACAAUAAGUUUUUGUGCCAAGUGCAAUACUAGUCCGGCAAUUUAUUGAAUUAGUCCCGAAGAAUGCCGUUAUCCGAUAAGCUUUUCGAAGCUUUCUAAAAACAUGUGCUAAUUAUUCACAGGUUUAGUAAAUACUGAGAUAGUCUGAGCAGUUUGUCAGGACUCGUUACAUUUUUUUUUUUUGAAUUUCAGCUAGCUUCCAUGCUGAUACACUGCCAACUCGAUUUUCCAAAACAUAUAUGCAUCAUAUGUAACUUUUUGUACAGCCGUACUUACAUUUUUGGGAACAAAUUGGAAACUUGACAACUAUAUGUUUAUUUUGCUGAAAUAAAUAAAAUUGUGGGCUCCUAUAAAAAUAUUCCAGGCGUUUAAAUAUUUAUUUAGUUUUGACUUGAUAUAAAAAAUUGGUUCGACAACAUAGCCUGGAUUUAUGCAAGCCAUAUUACUAUUAUUUAAAUAUAGCUAUUUUAUAGUUUCAAAACCACUCGGAUAAAAAAUUGGUAUUAACUAAUAGAAAUUACUUUCCCGUGAUAAGUUUUACAACCUAUAUAGUGAUAAAUUAUAACGACAUAAAUAUGAUAUAAAGGUAUACGAGUACAGUAUAAUAUACAUUUUUCAGUUCAUUUUUAUUCAGAAUUUUUUAGAACAUGCUAUAAAACACAUACCUACUAGUAUCAAAAGUGUUAUAUUAUAUUUAUUCCGCUGUUCCAAUAAGUCCUACUUUGUAUAAGGUUUUAUAUUAUCAGCAUUUUCAUAAUCGUAUGCUCGUACAGGUGCAAAUAACGGACCUUGUAAAAUAUAAAUAUUUGUUACAAUAGAGAUAGUUAUAGCGCAGAAUUGACACCACGACGGAUACCAAGUAGAUUAUGUUAAUAUUUUUUUUUAAUUACGUUGGUACCUUAGAUAUGAAAUAUAUCUAAUGCUAUAUUUAAUACGUUGAAGAGUCAAAAUGGCGGCAAAAGAGAGGAAUUAUAAAAAAACUAAUUGUAAUACAAGUAUAUUGUUGUGUAUUUCGCUUUUGCAAAUGUAACAAACACUACGGAAGUCAAUUUGCACCUGUGGAAUAGAGCUUUAAUGAAAAAUAUAUUUAAGAUUUUCUUUUUAAUUAAGUGUUAAGUUUUUAAAUAAAUACGCCUAGGGGCGCAGAUGCCACUCAUUUGCUAUUUUUAAAUCAAUGAUCGAUCUUUAAGGAAUAAGGAUUGAUAUUUUGUUUACCAUAAUUGCGCCUCUCAAAGACAUUUAGCAAUGCUAACGUAGUUUUUUUACAUAUCUCUUUCUGUUUUAUAUUAUCUGUGUCAUAUAUGGGCGGGGGCACCCGCAUUUUGCCUUGUUGUCGCCUAUUACUCUUACAGUUUUCAAUAGAGCUCUUUCAAAAACUGGAUAACUUGGCAUCAUGCCCACCUUUUCUAUCAUUCCCGCUCUUUUUAUUUCUCUAUGUACUUAUCUAUGGUUUUCAGAUUGCAAAGCUAUCGUUUUUUUCAAAUGCUUCUAAGUAUCGUUAUUAGCAGUACUAUAAAUAUCGUUCAUAAUUAAUAUUCGUUCAUUUUCAUUAUAAAAUAACUUUCAUGAAUAAUAUUGUUUUGCUUCUAACAUGAUUCAUUUUUUACAGUUUUGCAAACUGUAUAAUCUUCGAUCAUCAAGAAUGUUGUAUUUCUGUUUUUUAUUCGUGUAAAUGGACGGUGUUGCGAUGUUAUAUUUAAGUGGCCCCAUUCACUUUGGGAUAUUGCGAUUUUGCUCAAAGGAAUUCGCAAACACGUUCGUAUAUAAAAUCUGUAAGUGCUGUAUAUAAAUGUAAAUAAUGAAAACUGUAAAAAUAAAAAUAGUAAAAUUUA
Messenger RNA from Zerene cesonia (dogface butterfly), 6932 nucleotides. RefSeq lists its product as uncharacterized. The transcript has 23 exons. The record is from RefSeq and is a predicted model, not a curated record. NCBI's taxonomy places the organism in Eukaryota, Metazoa, Arthropoda, Insecta, Lepidoptera, Pieridae.